AUUUUGUCCAUAUAACUAUUCCUGUAAUGAAUUUCCUUUCUUUCUUUCCCUAACUACCUACCCUUUCUGAUAUAUUUUAUGGGCUGAAAAAUAUCACACGUAAUAUUUUAGGAGAUUGCUAAAAUGAGAGCCGCACGACGAGUUUGGGCGAAAUUAAUAAAGGAGAAAUUUCAAGCGGAAUCACCUAAAUCUUUGCUACUUCGUGCUCAUUGUCAAACCUCUGGAUGGUCAUUAACAGAACAGGAUCCGUACAAUAAUAUUAUUCGUACUACUAUCGAAGCAAUGGCUGCUGUAUUCGGUGGAUGUCAAUCAUUGCAUACAAAUUCAUUUGAUGAAGCACUUGGACUGCCAACAAAAUUUUCUGCACGUAUUGCUCGUAAUACACAAAUUAUUAUUCAAGAGGAAACAAUGAUUACUAAAGUUGCUGAUCCAUGGGCUGGUUCAUUUAUGAUGGAAAAGUUGACAGCAGAAUUAGAAGCAGCUGCUUUAAAAGAAAUUGAAGAAAUUGAACAUAUGGGUGGAAUGGCUAAAGCUAUUGAAUCCGGUAUUCCAAAAUUACGUAUUGAAGAGUGUGCAGCUAAACGACAAGCGGCUAUCGAUUCCUGUCAAGAGGUUAUUGUUGGUGUAAAUAAAUAUAGAUUGGAGAAAGAAGAACGUGUAGAUGUACUCGUAGUAGACAAUACUAAAGUUCGUGAAUCCCAAAUUGCAAAACUUAAAAAAGUUCGCGCUGAACGUGAUCAAUCGAAAAGUUUUAUCUUGUUCUCAGGUAAGUUUGAAAUGAUUUUGAUUUCACCCCCUCUUCUAAACCUCUUAGUAUUUAGUUUUUUCUAAAUUGUUUUGAAUCCUCAACUUAUAUAUUCUGACCAGUAUGGUACACUAGUUUCUUCACUCCAUUUUUUAGAAUUAAUUUUUUAACCAAAAUAUUUUUAUGCCAUGAAACUUGAAUAAAUAAACCCAGCCAACUAUGUUAUUACAAAGACAAUGGAAGAUGGCUGGACAAUGUCGUAGUGUGAAUUAAGUUAAGAAUAUAUACACUAAUGGAUGUCGGCUCAGUGGUUUAGGAGUUAAGUGUCAGCGCGGAGUCGAAGGUCCUGGGUUCGGUUCACGCGUGCGGAAUCGUGGAUGUUCACUUCUAAGGAGUCUCAUGGUAGGGCGAAACCACCAUCCAGUGCUUUGAGUUUUUUAAUGGUGGUCUAAUGUUGAUCGAUUCAAUGAAAUUCAACAAUCUGCAUAUUCCUAUGCUGAAGAUUACUUUUGAUAGUGACAAAGUGUGAUAAAAAAUUUAACCGUAUGAAACUCAACAAUGAUAAUAACCAAGUUCUGAGUCUCACCUGUUUCUUUUUAAAUCAAGGCUAAUGGUUCAACCCACUUGAGCAAACUGUAGUAGCCGGAGCGUUGUAAUGUAUCACUAAUGAUUGUUUUUCAUGGGGUCUUGGUCGAAGGCUAGACUGUUCGACUAAGUCAUAGUACCGAACUUCUCUCAAUCUACUUUGAUUUGAGUCACUAGGUAGUAUUUCUUACCAGCCGUCAUAUUUUCAGUAUGGCUCAUAGCCAACUACACGACUAUAUACCAGUGAAAUUAGUCAAGAAAAUAAAGUAAAAUUUAUUUUUGUUUUUGAUAGUGAUAUUCUUUAACGUUAUUUUUAUGUUUUAUUUCAUCUACACAUUCACACGCAUGCGUACCUACUCUAUUAGGCUGAUUUAUGCUUAGAAGCAAUCACUGAUGCCUGUUCAAGUGAUGAUCGUAGUCAAAAUCUAUUAGCAUUAUGCAUUGAAGCUGCUCGAGCACGUUGUACCCUUGGUGAGAUAACUGAUGCAAUGGUUAAAGUAUUUGGUCGUCAUCAAGCCACUGGUCAUAUUGUUUCAGGUGCAUACAAAAGUCAAUUUAGUGCAGAUGAGGAAUGGAAGCAAGUUAUCAAUGCUGUCGAUACAUUUGCACAUGCUGAAGGACGUCGACCACGCAUCCUUAUAGCAAAACUUGGUCAAGAUGGACAUGAUCGUGGUGGCAAAGUAAUUGCUACUGGAUUCUCUGAUUUAGGCUUUGAUGUUGAUGUCGGUUCAUUAUUCUCGACUCCAAUAGAAGCUGCUCAACAAGCAAUUGAUGCUGAUGUACACGUUGUCGGUGUUAGUUCAUUAGCAGCUAGUCAUAAAACAUUAAUUCCAGAAUUAAUUAAAGAAUUACGAAAACUUGGAGGACAGAUUCCAAAUUAGCGCUUGCCUCGUGAUGCAGUUUGAUGAUUUGCGUCAUGUAUGUCCUAUCCAUUUCCAUCGUCUUUUCCUAAUUUCUUCUUCAGCUGGAAGUUGGUUUGUUCUCUCCCACAGAAGGCUGUUGCUGAUAGUAUCCGGCCAAUGGAUGUUGAAUAUCUUGCGUAGACAACCAUUUAUAAAUACUUGUACCUUCUUGAUGGUGGUUGUUGUAGUUCUCCAAGUUUCAGCUCCAUACAGUAGAACUGCCUUGACGUUGGUAUUGAAGACAAAAAUUGGAUUUUGAUAACAUUCAAAGACUCUAACCAUUGAUUGCGAUAACCAUGUGGACCUCAACUAAAUGAUGGUCUACACCUGUUAACACGGCUCAUUUUGAUUGUCAAUGACUUCAUGGAGAGGUGUCAUGUUUUGAUUUGACUAUACCUUACUUUAUUCAAACCUACUCUUACACCAGAUACUAACGCCCGUCAAAGUAGUCAGUGGUUGCGGAUACUUAACACAUGCCCAAACAUUACCAUUUGAUAAAGAUUUACUACCUCAUCAAUCGUACUAUCAUACUUAUCUAGUAUCCUAACCCCAACCCAACCAUCCCUUACUCAGUGAUCUCAAAAUACACGAGACGUGCUUCGAAAACACCUGUGGUCGAAUACCAGUAAACUAUGAAUAUCCUCUAUUCUUAACGAACAUGUUUCACACACAUGAAAUAGGAUGGAGUGAAAUGCUGCAUGGUAAAUUGGUCGUUUGAUUGGAAGACGGAUCUGUCGUCCAUGCAACAAGUGAUUCCAGUAGAUAAAAGUCAAUCGAUCUUUGUGAAUCAGCGUCUAGAUUUGAUCAGACACCAGACCAUCAUGAAUGAUGAGACUUUGAAGAUAAGUGAAGUGUUCGAUGCACACAACUACUUCACAUUCUAUCAUUAAAGCGGGUGCUGAUCGAGAAAUGUUGUUGUUGUUGCUGGCGGAGUUAUUCCACCUCAAGAUUAUGAUUUCCUUUAUGAAAAUGGGGUUUCUUGUAUAUUCGGUCCUGGGACACGUAUUACAGAUGCUGCUAUGAAAGUGUUGGAUGCAAUCAAAUCAAAAUGUCAUGAUAAUAAUAACAAUACUGAACAGAAAAAAUCAUCCGGUCAAUAGUCCAUUUCGCAUAAGUUCAUGCAAUUCAUCAAUUGAUUAGUUUUCUCUAGGUAUUUAUUACGUUCUUAUUUGUUCAAGUAAAAGUAUAUUUGUUUCCGAUGUUGUUUUUUUUACUUAAUGUAUCUUUCGUACAGGUAUUUAUAUGAAAUUAUUAUUAUUAUUAUUAUUAUUACUAUGACCAUGUGAUUAUCAAAUAUAAUUGCAUGAUACAAGCUGUUCUUAACAGUUGACAUUACAUACGAUCUUGCUUAAUAAAAACAAUCUAACCAACAAAUAACUCAUAUCAAUUAGCAUACUACUUAAAUGUAUGCAAUAAUUAUCAGUAACAUUUUCAUUAUUAUCUUUUGUUCUCCAGUUCAUUUUAUACUAUUUAUUGUUUAUUAAACAUUAUCUUAACAACAAAAUGCAUUUUUAAACUAAUCAAUUAGUAUUUUCGUUAUUAACAUCCUGGAUUGAUCUUUAUUAAACAGCCUUUGAAAACAUAGAAGUACUACAUAGUUGUUUCGUCGAGUAUGUGAUGACUCAGAAUUGCACAACCAUCACCAAAUCACAAAACAAUCAAAACAAUGACCUUCGAUCUUAUGCACAAAUGCUUACUGCGAAACCACUCAGUUGGAAUACAAUGAUUUAUUCGUCAAACUCCAAUCAAUUCGUAAUGUUAUACAACAAUCUUCCAAUGUAUUUGGUGGGUAACUGAUUUACAAUCGACAUGUUUGAACUUCAUUGACCACAACCUUACUCUUGACCUCCUGAAUUAACUCUUGAAGUUAGUCACUAACACGCACAUUAUUGCUAAUUAUCUAAUUGUUAUUUUGGAGAUUUUCCGAAUUUCACAGUUAAUAAUACGGACUGAUCUUUGUCAAGCAAUGAUUAAAAUUCAAAAAGAAUUAGACAACUGUUUCAUCGCACGAUAUUACGAGUUGAUUCCUGGUAAAAAUGUAAACCAUUUAUACUGGCUCAGUGGUGUAGAGGUUAAGCGGUUACGCACGGGACAUAAGGUCCUGGGUCCGAUCCACUGUGGUGAGGUGGUGAAUGCACACUACUGAGAAUCCCCAUAUUCAGACGAAACAACUGUCAGUGCAUCCUAGUUUUUAGUGACUAUUUUACAAGGAUCAUUCCAGUAUGUUAAGUUUUAAAAUUCAAGAAUCUCCAUAACCCUCUUAUAGUAAAUAGUCAACUGGUAGCUACGAGUAGCCAUUAAAUCACGUAUACACUAACAUUGUCUAGGACUGGAAUGAUUCUAUGUGCUGUCAAUUGUGUCAAUGCACACGGACAUCUACGAACAAAAAUUUGGUUGAGAAAAUGUCGAGAUGAGAAAAUUCUAGGUAUAUCAGACUAUUUCCAGAAGCAUGAAAUUCAAGUUAAUUUGCAAUCAACAGAUACAAUGACAUAUAUCCAAUUUAUCAGUUCAUUCGGUAAAUAUCAGAACUCGAGUGAAUAAAAUAGCUGACGGGAUCACAAGAACACAUAAAGAAAAUAAAACUCGCAGAGAUGCUCAGCUGAAAACUUGAUUUUAUGUGAAAUA
Molecule: messenger RNA, 4857 nt
Organism: Schistosoma haematobium
Lineage: Eukaryota; Metazoa; Platyhelminthes; Trematoda; Strigeidida; Schistosomatidae
Exons: 9
Coding region: 124-831 (235 amino acids)
Cellular component (GO): mitochondrion
Molecular function (GO): methylmalonyl-CoA mutase activity; cobalamin binding; metal ion binding
Source: RefSeq, a predicted model, not a curated record